CAGCUGCCGGGUGGAGCAGAGCAGGUGGUCCCAGCAGAGGAGAUGGUACAGCUGCAGGAUGGAGCAGAGCAGGUGGUCACAGCAGAGGAGAGUCUGUGAGGAAGGUGAAGAGCUGAUGGCAGGAGGUCUAUAAGAAGAGCAGAUGUGAGGGUCAGACACUGCAGGAAGAGAGAACAGCGGUAAAGAUGAAGAGAACAGUGGCUUUUAUUGCUCUACUGAUGCUGCUGCUGCAGAUCAGCCUGCAACAAACUGAAGCUGCUGCUGAUUCUCUGAAGCCAUCCAACCCCUCUGAUGAUCUGAAGCAUCUGAAAGACAUUGUGUAUCAGCAGGGUACCAUGCUGGUGGAGCUGAAGACUGAGAUGAAAUAUGUGGAAAAGGAGAACUCAGUGCUGAAGACCAAAAUGGCCAAGCAGAUCAAGCAGGGCAAACAGAUUCAGGGUAACAUGGAGGACAUGAAGAAUAAGGUUUCAGCACAAGCAGAAGCAGUGUCCUCCACGAAGUCCAAACUAACGAGUGAAGUGGAGAAGCUGAAGGAACAGAAUGAAGAAAUAAGAACUGCAUUAGCGAACAGUCAGACUGAAGUGAAAACCCUGAAGAAAGAAAACACAGCUUUAAAGGGAAGACUGAGCACUGCUGAAGGUGAUGUGGCGAGUCUGAAGAGAGAGGUCAUAGAACAUCCCAAGGUGGCGUUUUCAGCAGCUUUAAAAUCAACCAUGGGAUCACUAAGUACCACCACUAAUAUUGUCUAUCCUGUCGUCAUUACAAACAUUGGAGGAGGUUAUAACCCCAAUACAGGAAUCUUCACAGCUCCGUCCAGAGGAGUCUACUAUUUCCGAUUCACUAUCAUGGGAUUAAACAAUGGUUACAAUACAGGAAUAUAUAUGUACAAGAACCAGGAGUUACUGACAUUUUUAUGGGGAUAUAAUUACAAUAGUUAUGGAAGGUAUAUAUCAGGUGGGUUUACUCUACAGUUGGAGAUUGGAGAUACUGUUCGUACUCAGCUACCUAACGGUUACAUACUCUACCACCAAUAUGCCAAUACUAACACCUUCAGCGGCUUCAUGAUCUUUCCCAUUUAAAAAUCUACUGAAUUCAGCUGAUUACUGAAUGGUGGAGUGAUGCAUAUACAUUUAACCAGAACAGAAAAUAAACUGUAAUUCCAGCAUUUUACAA
Messenger RNA from Astyanax mexicanus (Mexican tetra), 1173 nucleotides. RefSeq names its product collagen alpha-2(VIII) chain. The transcript has 9 exons. Lineage: Eukaryota; Metazoa; Chordata; Actinopteri; Characiformes; Acestrorhamphidae. The coding region runs from base 186 to 1079 and encodes 297 amino acids. Gene Ontology annotation, molecular function: protein binding. The record is from RefSeq and is a predicted model, not a curated record.